AGAAAAAAAAAAUCAGCCAUUCUUUGUUCCAUUCUAUGCCUUGUUCUGUGCAUUUGUCACAAAGUAUUUUGAAGGCAAACCAAAAAUAUUGUAGUAAAUAUGAGUGUUGGUUUACAUCCUAUAAGGAUGGUGCGUGGUGGAGGCAGAGGUGGCCCCCGGGGCGGUAUGCGGGGAGGCAUGAAUCGACCUGGUCCUCCUUUCAAGAAACCGCAGUACAUUUUCCGUCAUCCAUUUGAUUUGGCACUGUGCGAGUCUGCAUUUCCAAGGGUUGAGCCUGCCCCAGAUGAAACUGCUUUCACCCAGGCACUGCUGAAGCGGAAUACAGAUCUGUCACCAUCUCCUGCUGAACAGACAGCUGUUCUCAACUUGGUCACUAAAAUUCAGACUGUUAUGGAUAACCUCAUUGUGGCUCCAGGGACUUUCGAUGCUUGUCAACUGGAGGAAGUUCGUCAGGUAGGUUCUUUUAAAAAAGGCACUAUGCUGACAGGACAUUGUGUGGCCGACAUUGUGGUUAUUCUGAAAACCCUGCCUACCCGAGAAGCCGUAGAAGCCCUCGGUACCAAAGUACUAGAAGAACUGAAGGUUCAAGAGCCUCACGAAAUCCUGUCUAUGCUGACGAAUGAGCGUGGUUUCGAGAUCAGCAGCUCCGAGGCUACUGUGCGAGUGCUGGUAACCACCAUCCCUCAGAACAUGCGCAAGCUGGACCCAGAGCUCCAUCUGGAGCAAAAGAUUCUUCAGAGCCACAUUGCAGCGAUCAGACACAGUCGAUGGUUUGAGGAGAACGCCCAUCACUCGUCAAUCAAGGUACUCAUACGUCUACUGAGGGAUUUACGAAAUAGAUUUGAAGGAUUUGAACCUCUCUCACCAUGGAUGCUUGACCUGCUGGCACACAGCGCAAUAAUGAACAACCCAAGCCGCCAGGUGCUGCCCAUAAACCAGGCAUACAAGAGAGUUCUGCAGCUGUUGGCUGCCGGCCUCUUCCUGCCAGGAUCUGCAGGCAUCACAGACCCCUGCGAGAACGGCAGCAUCAGAGUCCACACGGCCAUGUCACUGGAGCAGAUGGACUCGGUGUGCCUCACUGCACAGACUCUGCUCCGUGUGCUGGCCCAUGGAGGGCACAGGCACAUCCUGGGGCUUGAAGGACACUCUCGUGAGUACUCCAGUACUCAAACACAAAAGCAGGAGAUUCAAAUUCCUAAUCAUGAUGGUGGGAGACUGGGUGGAAAAUUGGGCUUCUCCCACCUAAAGCGGGAAAGUUGGCACUUAAGCGGCAUGUUUUUGAUCCUGCCAACUUUGUAGAUUAGGUAUUUUUAAUUCCAAACCAGCAAAUCUUUAGGUUGAUUUGACCACUAGAGCAAAGAAGCAUGUGUGGUUUGCCCACAAGCUGGAUCCCCGAAAAGGCAGUAGAUUAGGGAUGGGUCGGUACCGGUUCUCGAUUCCUAUGGUUCUCAGCAUUUUAACCAGCACCAAGAACCGCAGCUAAAAUGUCGGUGCCGGUACCGGUACCGGCAGUAUAGCAAAACCCUUUUUGAAAAUAGUCCUUCACUACAACUUAACUGCAGCAUGAAAUGGCUCAACUCACGUCCAAUUCACAUAUGAAUUAUUUUUUUGGACUUCUGUGGAAUAAUAUUUAUCUCUUAACUAUAAAAUAAAUUACACGUGAAAAUAUAUGAUAUUCUCGUCACAUCUGUAAACAAAGUACAUUUUUCAUUCAAAACAACAGUUGAAGGUGCCAUAGAUACUUCGUCGAUCAACUCUUAAUGUGUCUCUGUAGAGAGAUAUGAACAGAAAGAUGCCAUAUUUGUUUCACUGGUUUUAAAAAUAGGCAGCUAAUUGAGUCAUUGACACGUAAGUAUGCGUGACUGGUGUAUAAAGAACAAUUAAAAGUGCAAAAUAUUUGUUUAAUAGAUAGGGCCUGGAAAAAUUAACAUCUAUUUAUUACAAAAUUAGCAUUUAUGAUGUUGAAAAUUAGCAUCUAUUUUCCAGAAAUUAUCAUCUAUUUUUGAGAAAUUUUCUUAAGAUAUUAAAGUUACAUAACAAUACAAGAAGUUGUAAUAGUGUUUCUACCCAUUAUGACGAAUUUCAACACAAACCAAAAUCAUUAAACGGUAUUUGUAAACAAACGUUUGAGCACUAGUAAUUUUAGAUGAAAACAAACGGACGAUUCAAGUUGGCCAACUUCAGUACGCUAAACGUGCACCACAAAAUGUAUGAUUUGUCUCUAUGUAAAAUAUUGAUCAGAAAAAAAAU
Molecule: messenger RNA, 2250 nt
Organism: Bacillus rossius redtenbacheri
Lineage: Eukaryota; Metazoa; Arthropoda; Insecta; Phasmatodea; Bacillidae
Product: interleukin enhancer-binding factor 2 homolog
Exons: 8
Coding region: 100-1299 (399 amino acids)
Biological process (GO): positive regulation of DNA-templated transcription
Cellular component (GO): catalytic step 2 spliceosome
Molecular function (GO): DNA binding; double-stranded RNA binding
Source: RefSeq, a predicted model, not a curated record